Molecule: messenger RNA, 1252 nt
Organism: Daktulosphaira vitifoliae (grape phylloxera)
Lineage: Eukaryota; Metazoa; Arthropoda; Insecta; Hemiptera; Phylloxeridae
Gene: Lipt1
Product: lipoyltransferase 1, mitochondrial
Exons: 5
Coding region: 160-1107 (315 amino acids)
Biological process (GO): protein lipoylation
Cellular component (GO): mitochondrion; cytoplasm
Molecular function (GO): lipoyltransferase activity
Source: RefSeq, a predicted model, not a curated record
AAUAUACAAUGUCGGUAUGAUAAGAAGUACUUCAGACUGUUGCGUAAAUAAUGUCUAUAUUAAACAAAGGAAUAUUAUUAGUUCAGAGAAUAAAAAAUUGUAUUAAGAAUGCAAAAUGAACUUAGAAGUUGAAUAAAUAAAAUUCUGACAAAUAAUUCAAUGUUUUUUCGAAGAUCUUAUUCAUCUGUGAAGGAAAAAUCUGUUUUAAUAUCAAAGUCUAAUAAUGUGUUUGAAAAUCUCGCUUUAGAACAUUGGUAUUAUCAGAAUCAUGAUUUUACUAAUAAAUCCCUGUUGCUCCUUUGGAUAAAUCAUAAUUGUGUUGUUAUUGGUCGCCAUCAAAAUCCUUGGUUAGAAGUCAAUUAUGAUCCCACAAGAGAUAUUUGUUUAGCAAGAAGACAAAGUGGAGGAGGUACUGUUUAUCAUGAUAAAGGAAAUUUAAAUUUAACAUUUUUUACACAUAAAGAUAUGUAUAACAGGAAAAAUAAUUUAGAACUCAUAGCUAAAAGUUUAAAAAACGAAUGGAAUAUUGUUACAAAAAUUAAUAAACGGGAAGAUAUAACUAUAGAAAAUAAGUAUAAGAUUUCGGGUACUGCAUCAAGGUUGGGAAGACCAAAUGCAUACCAUCAUUGCACAUUGUUAAUAAACUGUAAUCGUCAUUUGAUGUCAAACUUGUUAAGGAAACAUGAAAAAUGUAUAGAAACAAAUGCAACAGUUAGUGUUCCUUCAAGUGUUAUUAACUUAAAGGAAAUUAAUGAAAGAAUAUCUAUUAAUAGAUUAGUAACAGUAAUUGGACUUGAUUAUCUUAAUUCAAUAAACAAUAAGAAUACAGUUAAUUACGGAUUUAAUUACAUUAAGCCAGAUGAAAAGAUAUUCCCAGGAUUAAACAAAAUUAAAGAAGAAUUAGAAAGUUGGGAUUGGAGAUAUGGUCGAACACCAAAGUUCAAAAUUACAAUUACCUUAAAAAAUCAGAGCGCACAUGCUGUUGUAAAAAAUGGAAUUAUUGAAAAUAUUUCAUCACAAAUGAAUGUGAAUUUAGAUAAAUUUAUUAAUGUAAAGUUUAGUGAAAAUAUUAUUGAAGAUAUUAAAAAAUGUUUAAAAACAAGUUGAUUUCUAUUUAAAUAUGUGUAUCUAUUAACUGUUAUAGAAAUUUGAGUGAAAAAAUUUUAUAUGAACAACUUUUCAUAUAAUUUUUUUUGAGCUUAUCUGUAGAAUUUUUUAAAAGUAAUAACCCAGUAUCUUGAAUAUUUCAAAU